AUGGAACGGCUUGGUCACAUUUAUUUUGAUGCUGAAGAUCGUCCACCACAAUCAUACUGGCAUAAAAAAUUCCUUGAAGCAGACAACUUAUCAAUUGAUGAUAAAAAAUUCAAUUCAUCAUUGAUUAAAUCGUCUAAAAUCGACCCUAAAGAAUGGGCAAAAGCGCCAGAAUUUAUUCCAAAGUCUCGGCGAAUUUUACAAGAAUCGUUCAAUGGUGCUGAAUUCAGAAUGCAGUCUAAUUGGAGAUCUGAUAAUGGAACAGUUGUAGAGGUUAUGCAAUUUCCAAAUUUUAUUAAUCGUUGUACAACAAUUAAACAUUUACGUCCGAUCAACUCCCAACCGUCACAACCACUUUGUCAACUUUCAACAACUGUUAAUAUGCCACAACCAAUAUUUACUCCACAUGCCCCAUUUCAAAUGAGACAUGAACCUCAUUAUUUGGUACCACAGGCAUUAACAUCCGCGUACCCUGCUCCUAAUCUUCAUAAUAAUCCUCCCUUCUUUUUUAAUCCAGGAUUUAGAUUUCCACCUGCUGGGUAUUCGAUGAAUUUCGCACAAAUUCCAGCAGGAAUAGGUCCACCAAUUCCAGCUGUCAUAUUGAAAAAGAAGCGAAGGAAGCGCAACCGCAAAAAUAAAAGAUUCUCUAGUGAAGAGAUUCCUUAUUUAAUUUGUACACGAGUUGAUUCCGAUAGUGCAUCAACAAGAGAAUCUACUCAAAUUCGUUUACAAACAGUUUCAUCUGAGCCGGCUUUGAAUAAGGAAGGCAACAAAAAAAAUUUAACGAUUAUAGAACAAAGCACAUUGGGUGCGUCAUGUCCGGAAUUAUCUGACUCACAGCUCCAAAUAUGGGAUAAUCUUCUGUAUGAUGCAGUGGUUAAAGGUGAUCGAACAAGUGGUGAAGGAAGCGGAAGAACCAAUAAUGAACCAGAAUAUGAAAUAGCUUCUCGAGCUGUUUUGGAUGCUAUGGAUUCUGCUUUAUGUGUAGAUGGCAUCAGUUCAAAGGAAGUUCGCAAGCUUGAUUAUCAACUUCAAGGUCGAAAAAUGGACGAAUCGUUGAGCGAAGACCAUUUGGUUAAAAAAUUGCAACAUUUUGAAGAUAAUCGUUUUAUUGACUCUCCUGCUUCAACCACACGAAGUCUCAAAGCUGAAAUUGAAGAGCUGACCUUCAGACCGACAAUUUCAGUAAUUAUUUCAUCUCAAAUACAUAAUACAUUACUUCGAUUACAGUCACAAUAUGGCUAUCCAGAAAUGAAUUCACCGCAAAUUCACAUGGCAACUUUUAAUCCAGAUUACAAUACAUUUUCAUCCAACGUCAUUCAUCAAGAUAUUCGCUGCGAAGAAGAUUGCUUUGAAGGAAUGAAUAUACGAGUAAAUGCCUUCGAUACCGGAGAUGAACUGGCAUUAUCCGAUUCCGAAUUACCACAACCAUCACAUUUUCAACAAAUUCUUUGGAUGUUGCAAAAAAACAAGCAAUAUUAUACGCAACUUUCAGUACCCGAAAAGGCUUAUAUGAUACAAAUCUCUAAAACAAGAAAUGAUUUUGACUAA
Molecule: messenger RNA, 1548 nt
Organism: Dracunculus medinensis (Guinea worm)
Lineage: Eukaryota; Metazoa; Nematoda; Chromadorea; Rhabditida; Dracunculidae
Source: the annotation of a GenBank genome assembly